Molecule: messenger RNA, 1758 nt
Organism: Chlamydomonas reinhardtii
Lineage: Eukaryota; Viridiplantae; Chlorophyta; Chlorophyceae; Chlamydomonadales; Chlamydomonadaceae
Exons: 5
Coding region: 42-1001 (319 amino acids)
Molecular function (GO): protein binding
Source: RefSeq, a predicted model, not a curated record
CCCCAGAACUGCGCGCAAGUUUUCAACAUUACAGGGACACAAUGCCCAGUUCUAUUCAUUCCCGUGAAAGCACAGACCCGCUCGCCGUUUUGCCCCCCCUUGCUAGCAGCCUCAUCCUAUCGUUCUUGGAGCCGCGCGAGCUUGCACGCGCAUGUGCUGUGAGCGUGAGCUGGCGCGACAAAGCUUCCCGUGAUGUCGGGGCGCUCUGGAGUUCGCACUGUGAGGCACUCUGGGCCGGCAAGGUUUGGGUCGCGCCAUCCAUUCGCACUCUUGCCAGCACACGGCCGCUGGCGGCAUAUGGCCAGUCGCUAGCGGACUCGCAUCGGGACGUGCCUACGGAGGCCGAGCUCUGCGGGUUCACGUGGAACCUCGCCUUCAAGUUCAUCCCUUGGUUCUCAGCCGCCAUGGGCUCACUGACUGUGCGGCGCUACUUCCAGACCAACCACACGCUCACGGCGCCGCCCGCCGACCCGCUAUGGGGGGACUCCGAGCCGCAGAGGCACUACUGGUACUUCCGGGAGGUCGCACCGGGCGCUGCAGACGCGGCCGCGGAGAUGGGCCCUCAGGAGGGCGAGGGCGGCGCGCCUGUUGCGCCUCUCCCUGUCCCGCGGACGCUGCUGCAGGUCAACACCUACCCCCCGCUCACCUGCAGCCGCACUGCGGACUGGGGCUGGGAGCUACAGAACGCCAUGGUCCGAUUGUCCAUCGACACUGCUGCCGGCCCCAACCCGGGACUGCCACCCGGCCACCCCGCGGCGCGUGAGACCAUGACGCUGCAGGAGAUCAGGGCCCGGUUCGACGCGCUGCUGGAGCUGCAGGAUCUGGAGGACACCAGCGAGGAGGAGGAGAGCGAGGCGGGGGAGGCGGAGAGCGAGGAAAAGAGUGAGGCGGAGGAGGGGUACGAGGAAGAGGAGGACCAGGAGGAGGAGGAGCAAGAGGAGGAGCAGGAGCAGGAGGAGGAGGAGGCAAGCGAGGGGGAGGGGAGAAAGUCGCAGAGCUAGGUUUACUCGAGUUCUGGGGCGGAUAGAGGACGAGGUGGGCGGGGCGCAUGUGUGAGGGCACGUGCGAAGGGCGCUGCGUAGAGCAUUGCUGUCCGCAGCAGGCUGGCGUAAAGAACAAUCAGGGGGCAGGAGUUGCAUGGCUGCAGCGGACAGUUAAAUGGUGUAUGCGUAAUUGACGUGGGUGUCCAGCAGGUGUAGGGACCGCAAGACCAGAGUUGCUGCUUUGAUUGCACAGGCAAAUGCACUAGGGAUGCCAUGGGCAGUGACUGGCGGAGGCUAUAUGGUACUAGUAUUGGCAGCGGCGCUGCGCGCGGGGUUGUGCGCGUGUACGAUAUAGUUGCAUCAUAAGCGGGCGCGGGCAGGCAUCCCAACAGCGCUGUUGUCAAGUGGCGGUGAAAGUAUGCCGGCAUGCGCAUGGCCGUUGUAUAGUAGUUGCGCCUGGUGGGCGAGAUGCAUGGGUGGAGGCUGAACUGGUUAGCUCAUGGGAACGUUGCAAAGUCUUUGGUGUGUGGCUUGGUGUGUGGGCAUAUGGAUGAGGCCAAGGAGCCCGGCAGGCGAUGAGCUGGUAUUGUCAGGCGAUGAUGACGCGGAAUGGCGCGUACGGUUUGCGGGACGUCGCAAGGCUGGUGUCUUGAGGGGAACAGAAGGGCAGGAGGGACCGAAAAGGGGGGGACCAUCGGGCAAUGGCACGGAGGUGUGCCAUCCCUGGCAUCAUCCGUUGACCGCAGGGCCCAUUGCGCUUCAAUAUGCAUCCAUA